AUGUAUCGUUCGCUUCCAGCAAAUCCACUAACGAAUCGCAAUAUUCCUUUUCGAGGACAAAAUCGAGAAGAUCAACGUAUACAGCUGAGACUUCGAUAUAACGAUCGAAGAUAUGGUAUAGAAUUAUACACUGAUAUUGAAACUUCUUCGACAAUUACUGUUAGCGGAAUCACAAAAGAUCUUUUAGAAUUCUUGUGUCUUGAUGAUAUUCCUCCAGAAGUUGUUUCUCUUGUUGGAGUUGGUUUGAAUGGUCGUUACUAUGUAUUGAAAGUAACCGAAAAACGGAGAUCAUUACGGGAUGUAGGCGUGACUGAUGGUUGUACACUCUAUUUUGAACCAGAAAAUAACGCACCACCUCCAAAACAAUGCCAAUUAACGGUAGUUUCUCCAGAUGAAACAGACAAGAUAGAUUUUAAGUGGUACACAGCAAAAACAACACUGGCGAUACUUCUCGAAUACAUUAUCGAACAAUUUUCAUUACAAUCAAUUAGCCGUGACCGAAUUCAUCUUCUUACAAUUGCCGAAGAACUCGAUAUAUCUUCUGAUGGUAAAAAACGAUUAAGUGAAUUAAAUAUACAUGAUCGAAUGUCGAUCUACGUUCAAAUCAUUCCACCACUCGUAAAAACAAGCACGAAGGAAGAUACAGAUGUUCAUGUACAAUGUAUUUAUAAUGGCGAUAAAUUUAUUGUAAAUGUACCAAAUACAACAACAAUCAAUGGGUUAAAAGAUAAGAUUCAGAUGGAAUGUAAAGAUCGUACUAUUAUUGAUUUCAAGUUAUCAAAUGAAACAAAAGAGGAACUUGAUCUGAAUGAUUUUUAUCGAGUUUUAAAAUCGUUUGGUAUUAAACGUGGUCAAACUGUAUACGCUACUUUUCGUGCAACUACUCGAAAAACUCAAUCAUUAAUUAAUAAUACUCAAAAUAGCAUAUCAACAGAUUCAUCUUUAUCAUCAACUCCAAAAACAAAACAUGAUAGAGUUAUGGUUAUUUGUAAGUUUCCAACGGAUAAUCCUGUCACUUUUCAAAUAUCAGUAAGAGAUACUAUUAUACAAUUAAUUAGAGAAAUAAAAUCUCGUAUACCCAAUAAACGAUUAGUUUUAUCUGAAAUAAAUUCGAAUGAUAUUCAUAUUAAUUUAGAAAAUGAUACCUUUCGAUGUUUAGCUGAUUUAGGAAUUAAACCUAAUGAUAAAAUUAAUGCCAUUAUGAUAGAUAAAUCUCCUAUUUAUUCAUCAAUCGUAAGCAAACAAACGACUAUGUCACUCAAACCAGAUAAACAAAUAAAAUCACAGUCUACAUCUAGAAUACCUAUUGGUUUGACUAAUCUUGGAAAUUCAUGUUAUAUGAAUAGUGCACUUCAAUGUCUUGCUCAUAUACCACCAUUAACUAAUUUCUUUUUAGAAAGUAUGGAUCGUACUCAUAUGAGAGAUAAUGAAGAUGAAAAUAAUGAUUGGAAUCCUUAUGAUGCAGUAGGAGAUGUAACUGGAGCCUAUGCUGAAUUACUUUGGAAUUUACGAAAACGUGAUGAAAAUAAUCCUGAUAUGUAUACUUUUACACCUAAUCGUAUUAAAGAUAAUAUGGGUAAAAAAGAUUCACGUUUUGCUUCAAGUGAUCAACAAGAUGCUCAAGAAUUUAUGACUUUUCUUCUUGAUAUUAUACAUCAAGAAUUAAAGACAAAAAAUAAAAAUGAUAGAAAUACAAUUAUAAAAAAACUUUUCUUCGGAGAAAUAACAUCAACUGUAACAUGUACGGCAUGUCAUAAAGAAGACUCAACAAUAAAUCCAAUUAGUAGUUUAUCUAUACCACUCAAUCGUCAAGAACGUCGUUUCUGGAUUACUUUUAUUACAAAACAAGGUAAAGAUGAACUUACUCUUGUAGAUGUACCUAUUGAUGGACAAGUUGGACAUCUCGUCGAAGCAUUCGCUCAAAAACAUAAUGAACCAUUACUCUUUUACUAUGUACUUGUCAUGUUACCUGAUGGAGAAGUCGACUUGAAUACACCACUUAGUCAAAUCACUGGUGAUGAAUUAAUAUUUAUGGAACAAGAAGAACGCUGUGAUAAUAUUCGACCUAAACCUUUAGAAAAACCGAAAACAGCAUCUACUCUUGACAAUUGUCUUGAAGAAUUUUUUUCAAAAGAAUAUCUCGAAGAUGAAUGGAGAUGUCAACAAGAAAAUUGUAAAAAAAAAGUAAUACCAAUGAAACAACUUAAACUUCGUACACUUCCAUCUAUUCUUAUUAUUCAAUUCAAACGAUUUUCACAUGAAAAUGGUCUACAUCAAAAAAUUGAAACAUUCGUUGAUUAUCCAUUAGAAGGACUUGAUUUAAAGAGAUUUCUACCAUCAUCAUCAUCAUCAUCAUCCGAUGACGCUAUUUAUGAUUUAAUUGCUGUGUGUAAUCAUAUGGGGUCAAUUUUUGGUGGUCAUUAUGUCGCGUAUGCUCAAGAUCUAUCCUCAAGUAAAAAUAAAUGGUUUAAAUUUGAUGAUUCAUCCGUAACAAGUGUAAAAUCAUCUGAGUAUGCAGAUGAAAUUAUCUCUAGAGAUGCUUAUCUUUUAUUUUAUAUUAGAAGAGAUAUUUUAUAUCCAAUAACAUCAUUAUAG
Adineta steineri is the source of this 2595-nucleotide messenger RNA. The record is from the annotation of a GenBank genome assembly. Lineage: Eukaryota; Metazoa; Rotifera; Eurotatoria; Adinetida; Adinetidae.